AUGAGUUGGUCACAUUUCUCCCUUUCCCUGUUGCACAUUCUGGCCAAAUGCAGCAAAAAGAGCGGACGGUGGACGAGGACAGCGGUUGCGGCCCCCACAAACGAGGAACAAGAAAUGACGGCCCCAUGCCGCGGCGCAGCCAGGCUUACCGCUGUUCUCUUCACGCUGUGUUGCCUACGUCAAGGUGCUGCUCAAUCUGACAGCUGUGCCGUCGCCGACAUCGGGAACGGCCUGUGCGAGGAAGGCAAUAACAACGUUUUCUGCAGUUACGACGGGGGCGAUGUGAGUUUAGUUGCUUGCUCAUCGCUGUUGUGCUGUUACUGUACCUGCAGCGGCGCGCUCUGUCAGAGUGUUACGUUCGACUGCUUGGACCCCGAUGCCGAUGACGAGUUUUACGAGUGUGAGGCCGCGCCGCCCACCGCCUUGCCCUGCUCAGCGGAGGUUCAGCAGACCUGGGUGGUGGAUGAUUCGGCGCAGGCACAGGCUCUGGCCUCAGCCGUCAACUGUUCGGGAGGGUCGUUCGAGGUUGAGUGGAGAGGCACCGUGGUCGUAGAAAGCGUGUUUUACGUCGUGGACGGCACGACUCUCAGUAUUACGGGCGACGGCUCGAGCGCCGCCAUCGACGGUAACGCAGCGACCCGACUCUUUACCGUUGUCAACGCCACCCUGCACUUGACCGGUGUGGACGUCACCUCUGGUGCGAGCACCACUGGCGGGGCGAUCGCUGCGGCAGGCGCUACCUUGACCCUCAACCAAACCAAUUUUCUCAGGAACACCGCCACCGGCAACGGCGGUGCCAUUUACCUAUCAGACGGCUCCAGUAUGGUAUGUUCCGGCGGAGGAUCAUUUACCGAGAACGAUGCGUCUGUCGACGGUGGCGCCCUCUACGUGACUGGCGGUUCGGUGGUUUCAUGCGGCGGGUCGUGGUUCGGCAACGUGGCCGGCGACAGCGCUGGCGCGAUCAUUGUGGACGGCGAGUCCAGCUUGUCGUGGAGCGAAGACGCCAUUUUUGGCUUCAACCUUGCAGAAACUUGGGGUGGUGCCGUGUAUGCUAGGAGCGGCGCGAGUGUAUCGUGGAACGCGUCUACGCGGUUCCUUUCCAACACCGUUGGGUCCUUGGGUGGCGCUUUAGCUAUCGUGAACGGGUCGACAGCAUCUUGGACCGGCGAAACAACUUUCGAGUCCAAUUAUGCCACAUCAACGACCUCCGGUAUAGGUGGAGCUCUGGUGGUUUACGCGAGCAGUAGCGCGUCUUGGAGCGGGGUCACGACUUUCAAGAACAACGCCGCUGAGGUGAUCGGUGGAGCCGUGUGGGUUGCCAAUGGAUCGGAGGCAUCGUGUACUGGAGAUGAGGCGAUAAGCACGUUUUCAGGCAAUUCGGCAGGACAUGGGGGAGCAAUCGUAAGUGAAGACUCGGGCAUUUCCUUCGAGGGCAACUCUUCCUUCGACAGCAACCGCGCUGUAGGACUUGCAGGUGACACGGGUCAUGGUGGUGCUUUUGCCGUGUCGGGGUCUGCUGUUUCGUUGAGUGGAGAGAUGCUGAUGUCUAAUAAUUCGGCCGUCCAGUUCGGUGGCGCCAUCUUCUCUCUUACAAGUCAGAUUUCAUGGGCUGGGGAAACCGCGCUUGUGGAAAAUUCAGGUGCCGUCGGUGGGGCGGUGGCACUUUUCUUCUCGGGGCUCCAAUGGAGUGGAGAUGCAUCAUUUUUGAGAAAUUAUGCCACCGAGGACGGCGGUGCACUCUACGUGAGUGAAUCGAGUGCAGCGUGGAGUGGAAAUACGCUGCUGCUAGACAACUCGGCCAUGCAGGCGGGGGGCGCUGUGGGAGCUGUCAACGCAACGGUCGUAUGGAGCGGGCACACUGAAGUGUUUAAUAAUUCGGCCGGAGGGUUCGGGGGUGGCGGGAUGGAAUUCUCCGUUUCCUCCACAGUUGAGUGGAGCGGAAACACGACAUUUGCACACAAUCGCGCUGUGCUUGGUGGAGCGCUGUAUGCAUCUGGCUCUUCUAGAGUGUUUUGGAGCGAAGGGGCAACGAUUUUCCUGAACAAUUCCGCUGUCAGUACAGGAGGCGCCGUUGAGGUCUCUGGGGCGAUGAUCUCUUGGAGUGGAGACACGGAGUUCACCGGAAAUGUGGGGCCGUCGGGCAGUGCUGUUGUUGUGACCUAUGGCUCUAGCGGGUCCUGGAGCGGAGGAACGACGAUCUUCGCCGACAACAGUGCUUCGCUCGAUGGUACCGUGAUGGUUGAUAACUCAACCGUCUCCUGGAGCGGAGCCACCGAGUUUAUUGGCAACAGCGCUGAAUCUAGGGGAGGGGCUCUUCUGAUCAGAAACGGCGCUAAUGUGAGCUGGACUGGAGACACCAACUUUGUGUCGAACAAAGCAGUGCUUGGAGACGGAGGCGCGGUGGCAACAAAUGCGCUAUCUACGUCAAACUCGAUACUCUUCAUUAACGGAACCACAAUCUUCUCCGACAACUCAGCGGGAGGAAACGGGGGUGGCAUGGCUCUGUUCGUCGAUGUCGCUUUGAACAUCGGCACGGUGGAUGUCAGCUUUUUGGGAAAUUCUGCCGGAGUCGCCGGAGGGGCCAUGUUUGUGUCAAGUGUCAGCAUUGGGCCGAGGUUCAACUCCGUCAGUUUCGUCUCCAACUCGGCUGAGAUCGGGGGUGGUAUCUCCAUAUUUGGGUCUGGUACUGACGAGAGCGGAGACCUUCCCACGACAUUUGAUACGUGCCAGUUCAUCGGUAACCAGGCAAUAUCAACGGGAGGAGCCAUCAACAGCGCGGCUGGAGAAGACGCCAUUGAAAACAGCGUAUUCGAAGGCAACUCGGCGGGAACGGGAGGAGCUCUGAGACUAGCAGGCGAAGCAUAUAUUUCCAACUGUUCUUUCCGGGAAAACACGUCGGACGAAGGAGAAGGGGCAGCCGUGUCAAAUAUCGGCUUCAUUUCCAGCAUCACAAACGCCUCUUUUGACGGCAAUGGUUUCGACUGCCCAGCGGGAACUUUUCGGAACGUCACAGGGUCUGUCGAUCACUUCGAGGCCAUCUGCAACGGAUGCGAGACUACUUGCGACGGAUGUGUCUUCGCCGAAGGGUCGCUGGCUCCGAUCUGCACAGAGGUGAUGGACCACUCCACCAGCGAUGGUGGCAACGUCACCUUGCAGACGCUUUCGAUCGACAGGGGAUUCUGGCGAGCCAGCACGUCCAGCACGGAGGUUCUCGCGUGCUACCACGCCGACGCUUGUCUUGGUGGAGUGACGGGGGCAUCCGGAUAUUGCGAGGAGGGCUACGAAGGACCAUAUUGCGGUAUCUGCAGCGAUGGGUAUACGGAACAACUGAGCUUCGCUUGCAGCAAGUGCUCCGAAAACAGCGCUGGUGGUAUCGCCGUCGCAGUUGUUCUUGCUCUCCUCAUCGUCUUCUUAGCCGUCGCCGUCGUCUCGUACGUGACUUCGGGGGAGGUCGGCAUGGGUCGUAAGGGAGGAAUUGUGGAGCUCGUGACGCGAUACAUACCACUUCAAUCCUUGAAGAUCGUGAUCGUUUCGUGGCAGAUCCUCACACAGUUCACUUCUGUGGCGAACGUCACCUACCCAGACGUGUAUCAAGACCUGUUGGACGUUCUGGACGUGUUCAACUUCGACCUCAGCUGGCUUCUCUCGGCAGGGUGCGUAGUCGACAUGAACUUUCACGGCCGCCUCCUGGUCUCCACGAUCAGCCCCAUCGUGGCCCUGUUGCUCCUGGCGUGCACCUACGCUGCGGCCGCACGAAUAAAUCGCGGAGAACCCGAGAAACUCAACAUCAUCUGGAACAAGCACGUGACUGUGGUGCUCCUGCUAACUUUCUUUGUGUACUCGAGCGUCAGUUCCACCCUCUUCAGGGCUUUCGCAUGCGACGACCUGGACUACAGCAAAGACUACCUCCGUGCAGACUAUAGCAUAGAGUGCAAUUCCUCUGAGCACAGGGGGAUCCAGGUGUACGCGGGCUUCAUGAUUGUGAUCUACACCGUGGGCAUUCCUGCCCUCUACGCCGAGCUCCUGUUCAAGAGUCGCGACGUGUUGAAGGACGAAGACCCCGACCGAGAAGAACCUCCCCGCGUCAAAUCGAUCUCCAAUCUGUGGGAACCGUACAAGCCGGCGGUGUUCUACUACGAGGUGAUCGAGUGCUUCCGGCGGGUUCUGCUUGCCGGCGUGGUAGUGUUCAUCUAUCCUAACACGGCGGCGCAAAUCGCGGUGACCCUUUUGAUCGCUUUCGCUUUCGCCCUGCUCUCCGAAGGACUCGCUCCGUACGCAUCCCGGUGGGACACCUGGAUCAGCAGAGUUGGGCACAUUGUCGUAUUCUUGAGCAUGUACGUCGCCCUCCUCCUGAAAGUGGACGUGUCCGACGAACGGGCCAGCAGUCAGGAGGUGUUUGAGAGUGUCCUUGUGGCGGUCCAUGUGUGCAUGAUACUGUUCGUGCUGGUUGAGGCCGCUGUGCAAGCGUGGUCAUUGCGGGAGGAGCGACGUUCUCUGUCGGCUGCGUCACCCCGCUUCCGUAGCGGGAAGUCCUUGACCCGUAACCCUUAAGUAGAUCGGACCUGCUUGCUCGCUCUUUGGCUAUCGAGAUCUCCAACAAGGCACGGCGGUACCGCAAGGUUCGUCGUGCGUCUGCCGGGCUGCCUCGUGCACAUGGUGGGUACUCACGUGAAAGGCAGGCUGCCACUGGGUGAGAGGCGCGCACACGAAGUCAUGUGGUGUAUCGUGGGUGGGUGUGAGGAGGAGUCAGCACGCUGAAGAGUCAGCUGUGUUGUACGGACAUUUUCUUAGAUACCUGUGAAGUCCAAUAUUCGUUUUCUGGCUUUGACUUGUUUUGAGCUUCCACGUAUUGACUAGAGAAUCUACACCAUUGCUUUCGAGCAAACACACUCUUCCCUGAGCAAUAGCAAGUUUAUUUUCAAGGAGUUUCGCCUGAUGCGGGGGGGUAGGGUGAACGGUUUGUGGUCUUGCAAGGUUUUAGGCAAGACUGGGGUGGAUCUCACUUUUUUGGGGCGUGGAGGUUUUUGGGGAAGGGUCUUCGUCGACCCUUGCACGACAAGUUCCCCCCUUUUCUUCACUGCGUAAUCUAUAGGCACAGAUCCCAAUACAAUGGAACCAGUUCAUAUGGCCCCUUAGUCGUACGUAGAAUAACUGUUUCUCGCUGUGGGCAGGUAUCGUAAGCUGUACCUAGGGAUCAUUGCGUUUCGAACAACCCUUUUGACCAUUCC
Molecule: messenger RNA, 5228 nt
Organism: Ectocarpus sp. CCAP 1310/34
Lineage: Eukaryota; Phaeophyceae; Ectocarpales; Ectocarpaceae
Source: the annotation of a GenBank genome assembly